This is a messenger RNA of Toxoplasma gondii ME49, 2676 nucleotides long. RefSeq lists its product as hypothetical. Bases 1 to 2676 code for a protein of 891 amino acids. NCBI's taxonomy places the organism in Eukaryota, Apicomplexa, Conoidasida, Eucoccidiorida, Sarcocystidae. The transcript has a single exon. The record is from RefSeq and is a predicted model, not a curated record.
AUGGGAGAAGCCAAUGCUGCCCCCACCAUUUCCCGUGCUUCAGAUGAGCGAGCUGCGGAAGCCUGCUCAGUCAGCUUGAGUGCGUCGCCUCACAGCGAACAACAUGAGCAGACCCUUCCCGUCCCCACUCACCCUGUGGUGCCCGCACCCAGCUGGCGGCGAGACUGCGCCAUUUUCCGCUGGUUCAAGCGACCGAAAACGGAGCCGCGGGAGAAGCCGGAGCAGAGACACGAGGCUGCGCUGACGUGCGUCUGUACGUCGUCCGUCGAAGAGGAGUUCGAGAAUAAAGAUUUCCAGAAGAACUCGGCGAACCGCGGAGUCGCUGGAUCGUCUAGACGUCCAACCUGGAAGCAGCCCGGGAACGAAGAGGGCGAAGAGAAGGCGUUGACGCUGUACGAGCGGGACCGGUCGUCGUUCUUCUCCGACUCCGUCUCUGCUCGCGCGGAGCCGCUGGUGGAUGUGCUGUACUUUCCCGGAACCCGCAUCGCGAUUCCUAGGUCCAUCAUUCUCUUCAUGUACAUCCUGUCGGCGUUCCUGACCGGGAGCACGUACUUUGGAUGGCCCGCGUUCUCCCAUCUCCUCUUCAAAUCUGGGGCGUUCAGCUGGGAGUGUCCUGUUGACGAAGAUGGCGUUGUCAUCAAGGCGCUUCCCAGUCCGACGGGAAACGGGUCGGCGAAGCCUUUCAUCUGCGACCAGCAAGACGCAGCCGUGGCGCCGCUGUUCACCGUCGCGCAGGUUUCCGAGUGCUUCAUGUGCAUCUUCUCGGGUGUGCUGCUGGACAACCUGAGUCCGAUGGUCGUCUCGCUCCUGGGCCAGCUGUUGAACAGCACAGGCUGGAUUCUCCUCGCGUGCAGUUCAAAGAACUUCAGGGCCUACAUCCCCGCGAUGAUCUGCAUCGGAUGCGGCACCGAGACGACGUAUCUGCCCCUCCUGCGCGUCGCGAGCCUCUUUCCAGGGCGCCGCGCGACGGUCAUCACGGUGAUUGGAGCGGCGAAUAGCGCUGCGUUCGCCAUUCCUCUGAUUCUCGUCAAAAUUUGGGAGGCGGCAGGCCCGGCCUGGUCCUUCGGCGACAUCUGCGCCUUCUACCUCUGCAUCGGUCCCCUGUUCUGUGCCGUGAUCACAAUCUGCUUCAUCCCGUACAAGGGGUUCACCUGGGAUGUCGACGAGCAAGAGGACGGCAAGGCGCAGAAGGACGAGAUGAAGAGACCAGUGCAUGCGCGAGGCAGCUUCGACAGCGGGGUGUUCAGCCACAGCCCAAGCGGAAGUAUCCUCGAAAAGCUCAAAAUCCAGCAGAAGGUCUCGGUCGGCGGCAGCGUACCCACGACUGGCGAAACGCCUGCGGUGGUGCUGAGUUCCCUCGCCUCGGACUCCCCGUCCCCCUCGAGCUCGUUCCUCGUCUCUGUGGCGUCUCCGUUCCAGGAAGGAAGCCCAGAUCCUCACGGUCUGCCAGCCUUCUCCCGGCUGGUGACUCAGGAUUGCCGACGCUGCUCUGCCUUCGAGGUCGGAGACGCUCGCCAGGAAGACGCCGCUGUAGACUGCGUCCGCGAAAUCCAGCACAAGGGGCGCGGACAAGCCUCGACACCGGUUCCCGAGGCGUUGCCGGAAGAUAAAGCGUCCUGUGAAGACGACGAGGUCCAGGGUCCGCCCUCGCCGCACCUGCAAGACGCCACGAGGCUGGUCGACCGCGCUGGCAGGCGAGGACGACCAGACGAGACUCAAGCAUGCGGGAAGCGCGUCAGCACGGAGCAAGAAGUCCAAACGCUGCGGUCAUUGUCGAAUCUCUCGCGACAGUCUUCCCGGAGUCUCGGCCAGCGGCCAGACUCGGUGUGCAGCGAGGUGUACCGCGAGCGGUCGGCGAGCCUCGUGCAGCACAUGUUGGCGACGCGGGGGGCGGAGGCCGGCCGCUGCUCUUUCGCGUCGUCCUUCAACAUGCGUUCGCGACACCUGGCGACUUCGCGCCUGUCCUGUCCCUCUGCCGCACCGAAGCCGUCUUUUUUGGAGCAGUUGUUUUCCAAGUACUUCCUCUGCAUCUGCGUGUACACCUGCACGACUGCCGUGGCAACGGCGUUUCUCCAGAGUGCCGCCUCACGAGUGUACCGGGAAGACGUCCUGGAGGUCGCCGAGAUCGCCUUCUGCUUCACCUUCGUCCCGUGCGUGAUCAUGGGCUGGAUCAUCGAUAACGUGGGUUCCUUUCCGGCCUUCGUGCUUACGAACACGAUGGCCAUCGUCGCUCUCGUCUGCGCCACACUCUCGAACUCCGCCACCGUCCAGUACAUCUCCGUCGCGGCGUUCUGCAUCCACAUAAGCGUCGAUAACGAACAGAUCUUCUGCUACGUCCAGUCCAUGUUCCGCCCCGAACACUUUGGGAAACUCAGUGGCCUCUUCAUCGCGUCCGACGGCCUCUUCGCGCUCAUCGCCAUCCCCCUCUACGACGACAUCACCGUUCGGCUGCUGGGAGGCAACGCGAUGCCCGUCGCUCUCGGCCUCACCGUCGUCCUCGUCCUCGUGUACAUUCCCAUCGUGGCCCUCUGGGUGGUCAAAAGGAAACAUUCGAAUCCGUACGGAGUGCAUGAGCAGUGCGGCGCCAUGGAGCAGCCAUGUGCAGAGGCCGGAAAGAGGUGCGAUCUGGCCGACAGCCGUCGGCUCUCCGAGGCGCUCUUUCAAGACAAGUCGUGA